CCCACCCCCGCCCUGGUGAUUGACGUACCUUGGAUACUAGCAACAGUUGGUUGGUUGCUUGGUUGGAGGGCUUUAGUCCGAAGCAUGUUUUCCAUCCAAAAAACCCAACGGAUGCUUUCGAUCCCAUCUACAAGGGAAGCUUAGCUCGCUUUUCCGCCAUGAAGGCAUCCAGUGCCAAAGCAAGCAAGCAUUCAGUGCUGCCUCCCAUCAUCCCCGAGAAUGAGAAGAAAUUCCUGGAGAGCAUCCAGAGUUACAUAAUUUCGGAAAUUGAGAAAGUGGGCUGUACUGAGCAAGGGCCAGCUGAGGAGUAUUACGUUAUAUACAGAAAUGUGUUUGAAAUGAUCAUAGAGCACGUCAACACAUACAAGAACAUCCUGACCACGAUCAAGCAGGAAUACGAUGCCUUUAUAGAAACACUGAAGAAGGGCCAACAGAACGCUUUCCACCUUCAUGGGAAAUUAAAAAUGUUAGCGUGUGAAGCUACCACUCUUAUGUAUUACAAGAAGAGAAUUAGCGAGCUGGAAGAGAAAAUAAAAAAGAUUGAGAAGAAUUCUUCAAGAAUUGAGAACUUGAUCUGUAAAAUGAGAUCUUUAAGGGACACAUUUUCACCAAAACAAAUUAAACCCCCAGCCAAGAAAAUCAACCCAGCUCAGCUGAUUCCAGGCCUCAACUUCAAAGAUUCUUUCGACAUUGAUGUUCUUUCGAACCAUCUCGCUCGUCUGCAAAGGAGAGUGAAGGAACUGAGAGAAGACAUGCUGACAAAAUACAUCCCUCUGGAGAACACAGCCGCAGUGGAGGUGAAACUGAACCGGGCACUGCAGCUGAGAAAUGCGGCUGAAAAGGAGAACGAACAUCUAAAGUUUUGCUUUUAUCGGUUGACGCAGUUUGCAAAUGUUGUGUCUAUGUGGGAAAAUUCAGACAGGAACAUUGAAACCCUGCAUCAGCUUGUCCAUCAAAUGAUAGAAAAUGAGAAACUUGCAAAAGGCACAAUUGUCUCCAGCAUUUCAAGUGUAUUCGAACGUGACCCUGCCAAAAGCCAAGAGGCGGAAGAUCUCAUUGAAUACAUCGAAAGGUUCAAUGAACUAUUUUCCCGGGGACAGUAUGAAGCCGCAGCAAUAUACGCAGCAAACUGUCCGAGAAGAAUGCUCUGCAAUGAAGAAACCAUGGAGAAAUUUAGGGCUGUUGGCCGUGUGAAGGGGAAGACCCUUCCUCUGCUCAUGUACUGCGAAGCUCUCAUAAACGCCAGCAUCGCUUCUAAGAACCCUCUUCCUGCAGACUUGACAACAGAAGUCAUCAAAUGUGCUUUGGCUGAGAAACGGUUGGAUUUGGUGAUGCACUGGUUGACCAUGCACAAGCUGGAAUUAUCUGAGGCGGCCGGCGAUGCAAUUUACGAUUAUGCAGACGUGGAUAAGCAUAACACAUCCCAGUACUUUGCUUUGGCUCAGAUUGCCUACAGCGCGUGCAAGGUACACAAGAAAGCAGUCCUAUGCUUGUGCAGACAGGGACAGAUCUUUGGAGCCAUGGAUUACCUUCAUCAGUUCCAUCGCCUACCCACAGAGGACUAUAUCUUCCUGCUGAAGCAUUGUCCUGGGGCAGAACUCAUCAGCUGCCUGACUCAAGAGUGGAGAGGGAAGCCGGCCCUUUUGUCCCUUGGGGAGACAAUCCUCUCGCUUAUCCACACAGAGUACAGCAUCUACUGCAUACAGUUGUUGGAGGAGAUUACCAAGGAAGGCAAAGACGUGUUAGCUCAAAUGAUUGUAACGGACCGAGUCUGCACCGUGGAGGACUGGAAUGAGAUUGCUGAAAUGUGCCUUCAGAACAAGAAGGAAAAAUUAUUCAAUAUUAUAAUCUCCAUCCUUGCAGACGUGGAAGGAGUGGUGAAAAUUCCCGCUGACGAUACAGAUGAUGCCAAGUUAAUGGAGCACGUUUUCUUGUAAUUCCCCAGCAAAGCACAAGGUGACGCCCUUUGCCCUGGAAGCAACUUCAACCUAUGACUGGUCCUUUCAUUGAAAGAAAUUAACGUGUUUAAUAAGUGUGUGCGUGCUGUUAUAUGACAGUAAUUUCCAUCCAUGCAUUAUGUAGUACACUUAAAACCCUCAACUAAUUAAGCAUUAAUAUUUGGUUACAGAUAUAAAAGAGCUGUUUUUGUUUACAAUCUUACUAAAACACCCUUUAUUUUCAUUUUG
This is a messenger RNA of Anolis sagrei ordinatus, 2186 nucleotides long. It is a transcript of the gene CLHC1, whose product is annotated as clathrin heavy chain linker domain containing 1. The record is from RefSeq and is a predicted model, not a curated record. NCBI's taxonomy places the organism in Eukaryota, Metazoa, Chordata, Lepidosauria, Squamata, Anolidae.